Molecule: messenger RNA, 2205 nt
Organism: Penicillium taxi
Lineage: Eukaryota; Fungi; Ascomycota; Eurotiomycetes; Eurotiales; Aspergillaceae
Exons: 1
Coding region: 1-2205 (734 amino acids)
Source: RefSeq, a predicted model, not a curated record
AUGGCGAUAUGGCCUUUCGGUCGUAAGAACAAGCGGCAUAGCAUUCAAAUGGGUCCAGACGACGCAGCCGCCAUGCACGUGGCCUUCGAGCAGGACGUCAUCGCAGAACCAACUUUGGUUAAGAAGCCCACGCGCCGUUCAACAAAACGUCACAACAAGGGCAAAACAGAUGACCAUGGGACAGCAUCCGUAAUGUUGCACCCAACUGUUCCUCUUGACCGUCAAGCCUCAACCAACGAACCGCAACCACACGUCGAACAACAACAAGAUGGUUUGCCAGGAUUAAUUUCUCGACAUUCAUCUUUGUUGAAGAAGCAACCAAGUGUGAAGGGGCCGAAUAAGCUACGGAGGAAACUCAGCAAGCGCAAGGCCGAGGAGAUCUUACGAGAGCGUGAGAUCAAGAUGUUGUCUUCGACCCCAUCCAUCCAAAUACCCCACCGAACUAGUCAACACGGUGAUGAUGGAGACCAUCCGCGACGCAGAGGGAAUAACCGACGCUUGCAGCGGAAUCGCUCCACUAUCAGUCUUUCCAUCCAAGACUCUAGGACGUCUUCAAUGUCGGAUUUUUCGGACACCUAUACCUUCAAGGUAAACGCAUUUGCUGCAUUGACUCCCCGACCCGCCGUUCGCUAUGUCGAACCCCCACAACUCUCGACCAACCGAAGCAGAAAUGUCACACCCUCCGGCCGAUCAGACAAAGAAAGGUUGGCGGCUUUGACAUCGGAAGAGAACCCAUAUCACUCGAAGCGACGAAUGAAAGACUUGGCCGACUCGUUGGAUGCCGGUGAUCUGCGAGAGCUGUUGGAUCGAGAUCGCCGCCGUCGAGAGAAGAAGCAGAUUGAGGAGCAGGAAAGACUACGACGCAAAUUGCAAGAAAGGGCAGAUGCGCAUCUCGCGAAGGCGGCAGCAACAGAACGUAUCGAGGCACCCCAGAUGAUCGAGGUUCAGGUCGAAGUAGAGGUCCCGCAGGAACCUGACAACGAUAUGCCUAUGGUGGAAGAAUGCGAUGAAACGACCGAGGCUCUUCCGGUUGAACCUCCAGAGCCCCAAAUCGAGAAAGUCAGUGAACUCAUCGAGCGUGCAUCCAUCGACAGUGCCCAGGUCUUGGGAACUAUGGAUGGUGGCUCUAUUCGUUCGCGCCAGCUGGUACCCCGUCCCAGCUUUGCUCUUUCGUUCGAGCCGGGCACUUCGCGUACCACACUGUCCCAUUCGUCCUUUCGCCAAGGCAUCAGCAGCAACAGUCACAACCAUGCCUUUGGCACUGGCUCUGUCUCUGACAUGUCUGAACGCCCAUCCUCGGAUGUCAGUGGUCAGCGUGGUAGCACUAACACCAUCACUUCUUUGUUUCGGCGUGGUUCUUCUCGUCUCAAGCGCUACCGAGACCGACACAACCCGAGUCCCGAAGUUUCCAACGCCUCUCACGAGUCCUUUUACAAAAUCUCAACUCCCUCUUCACCCCCACGAACCACCGUGGUGAUCCCCACAAGGCCACUGAUCUCCCCGCCUGGUGGAGCGGUCAUGCGCGCUCAAUCCAAAUUCACCGAACAUUUCGGCGAUGAGCCCCUCUCACCCCCCGACUCACGUCUACAGUCACCCGAAAUUCCCGACAUCCCUGAGCAAUUAACAGAAUCCGCAUUAGAGCAUGAAGAAGAUACUUUCAUGGAGGAGCCAGCACCCAGUGGUGGUAUAGAUAUCAUCAACCCUCGUCGACGUCGCAGCUUCCGGUCUUGGACUGAGAGUUUUGACGCAAACCCCGACAAUGUACCUUUGUCGCAGUCUCUGGCAUCCAUCGACUCCGAAGGGUCUUGGAUGUCUGGUCAAUAUUUCAAGCGCAUGUCUGGGAAGAACAGCACAUCUAGUCCGCAUCGGACCAGCUUUAGUCCGUUUGGACCAGUUGACAUGCAAGAUGAACGCCGAGAGUCCCUUGAUUCCCGCCGUAUCAGUAAUUACAUGGAGGAUCCAGAGUUGGAGAGUGAGUCUGUCAGUGCCACUGGCAGGCCCGCUGAUGUUUGGCUCAGUGAAGUCGGUCGUCGACCUGUGGUGGUGAACCCUACAAACCGCCCCAAGUCCACCGCCAUCAUGCUCAAGAGCAUUGCCCCCCUCAACCCUAUUGCAUCGGAGGAAGAUGACAAUCCUGAAAGUGAGACUAGACCUACUCUCUCUCAACGGAUUAAGAGCAGCUACGGUGAGAUUGACCAUAUAUAG